This is a messenger RNA of Puccinia triticina, 246 nucleotides long. RefSeq lists its product as uncharacterized. The transcript has 3 exons. Lineage: Eukaryota; Fungi; Basidiomycota; Pucciniomycetes; Pucciniales; Pucciniaceae. The record is from RefSeq and is a predicted model, not a curated record. Bases 1 to 246 code for a protein of 81 amino acids.
AUGAUUGCCUGGCUACAUUUUUUCUCGGAGCGCCCACCCGAUCCGGAGUCCAAAAGUGAUGGGGACAAGUUUAAUUUUUAUCCGGAAAAUUCCCAAGCAGUCCAACUCAACACCGAGAUUGAGCGCUACACCAAUGGUGAUUUUCCCAUAGACAAGAAGGGUUGUGUCUUAGCUUGGUGGAAGGCUCCUCUUCCGCUCACAAGUCUCGAAAUCGUCAAUCAUUAUCACUCUGCUUAUUUUAAGUAG